Messenger RNA from Leptopilina heterotoma, 3033 nucleotides. RefSeq names its product homeobox protein B-H1 (gene B-H2). The transcript has 3 exons. Gene Ontology annotation, molecular function: DNA binding; DNA-binding transcription factor activity, RNA polymerase II-specific. Gene Ontology annotation, biological process: regulation of DNA-templated transcription. The record is from RefSeq and is a predicted model, not a curated record. Bases 817 to 1968 code for a protein of 383 amino acids. Lineage: Eukaryota; Metazoa; Arthropoda; Insecta; Hymenoptera; Figitidae.
ACUUGGGAACACGUUGUACACAAUUCCCUGUGUAACGGUCUUUGGCCUCUCUCUUAAUAUUCAGUAAAGCCAUUCACAUCGGAGCAUAAACGAAAGAGCCGGUAAAAGAAGUUUUUCAUGUGCACGUGCUGAACAAAUUUUUUUCCCCUUGUGUUUCCGAAUCCAAAUUUUAUUCAGUGCUUUUUUUUGGUUUUGCAAAAAAGUUAUUCUGGUGCAAAAUUGUUUAUGAAAUAACUGUUGAUAUUAUAAGUGAUUGAUGAUAUUGAAGCAAAAAAAAGUGUGUGUAAGUUUAUUUUUUGUUUUAUCUCAUUGUGACUAUUGUAUAGGAUUCAGUGAUUGAUGGAUUAUUAGAAGAUACCGCGGGGGUGAAAGGUCUUGGAAGUGGUGAAGAAACGGAAAACGGAAAUGAUCAGCGAGCUGGAAAGCAACUGGUGCACAUGCCAAUUACAUUAAGUGGCCAAUUAGGAAUUAAAAGAAGCUUUUAAUUAUCAAACCCAUCGGUUGGAAAAAUCUUAAGGAACAUCUGACCACUUGACCUUGGGAAUUUUAUAAUUCCCAUCAGCUUUUUAUUUUCAACCUCUUCUCGAGAUUAUAAUUCUUCAAAAAACUAUAUUUUUUCUUUCUACUAGAUCUAAUUACUAGAGAUUUAGUCUAUCAAGAGAUCAAUGAACAAUUCGGACUUAAAAAAGAAAGAUUGAAGAUCGUAAUUUCUGGAGUGUAUCAAGCAAGAUUCUGUCUCCCAGGUACCUAGUGAGUCCUGGGGUGGCGACAGAGGCACCUGCAGGCGCAAGAACCCCGGAACCAACAUCGUCCGUGAUGACGGUCCAUCAUCAUCGUCAGAACCACCAUGUGGCGGCGUUGAGUGGCAUCGCCGUCACCAGUAACGGACUCAAUUUGAGUAGAAUGUCGAGUUUGGAUGCCCAUCGUUUGGAUAAUAUGGUUGAUCGUAAUGGAAUUAGUAUGGAGAGACUGUCGAAUGGAUUAGACUCGAGGAAUAAUAAUAAUAGUUUGGACAGAAGUUUGGGUGAUGCUUCCACAACAAUGCCCCAUAGGUCGAGGUUUAUGAUAACCGAUAUUCUUGCUGGAGCAUCGAGUCCGUCGAGUGUACAGAGUCAGGAACCACCUGGAAGUCCACCAUCAACGCCAAGGGAUCUCAGCGUUAGGCAUCAGUCGAGAUCUUCACUCAAUAAUAGCAAUUUGGAUGAGGACAGUGAUGCUAGUCAUCAUGAUGCUGUUUCGGUGUCUUCCAAUGGUGGUAAAGAGGACGAUCCAAAGGGACCAUCUUCAAAUUCGUUGAGUUCGGCGCAAAGUAAGAAGCAAAGAAAAGCGCGAACAGCAUUUACGGAUCAUCAACUGCAAACACUGGAGAAGAGUUUUGAGAGACAGAAGUACCUUAGCGUUCAGGACAGAAUGGAAUUGGCGGCGAAAUUACAACUCACGGAUACACAAGUCAAGACGUGGUAUCAAAACAGAAGAACAAAAUGGAAGCGACAGGCAAUAGUGGGUUAUGAAAUUUUGGCUGAAGCGGGCAAUUAUGCAGCAUUCCAAAGAUUAUACGCGAGUGGCGCCGCUGGUGUUCCUGCACAUCCAGCCGCAGGUUCGUACUGGCCAUAUCCUGGAGCGGCAGCGGCACAUCAUCAGAGCGACUUCUUCUAUCGCCAGGCAGCAACUGCCGCAGUCACCUUACAGAAACCAUUGCCCUACAGAUUGUAUCCAUCAGCGCCGAUGAUCAUGGCCGGUCCCAGUACAACUCUAGGCUCAUUGGCUGCAAGUUCGAGUCUUUCAAAUUUAAGUAGUUUUUAUAGAGACAGUCCCGAAAUAAUGGAUCCCAGGGAGAGGGAGAACCUCGAGCAAUCCGUUAUGUCAAGGGACAGGAGUAAAAGUCUCGAAAGAAUUUCACCACCUAGAGAAGAUUCGCCGAAUAGUAUAAAAGCAGAAAGUGACGAAGAGAGCAUAAACGACGUUUAGAGAGUGAUUCAGUGGAGGGAAAAUUUAAAUUUAUAACAAUCCGAAAAUUCCGAAUUUCAAAAUAAUUUACAUUUCGCUUUUUUAAAAUUUACUUUUCUCUAUCCAGGUGAUAAAUUUUUCAUUUUACAUACUUUCACUUGAAAAGAUUUCCCAGAAGAUAAUGAAACUUUCAUCGACAUUCCAAAAAUAUUUUCCGAUGUAAUUUCCAACUUCUGGAAAAUAUUUCCAAGUGAGCCAUGAGCAUAUUUUUGAAUGUUUUUUUAAAAAAUGAUUUGAAAGAUAUUGGUACAGAUAAAAUUGUUAUUUCCAAAAUAAUUUUUAGAAAGUCUCAAAGGCCAAAAAUAAGGGGAAAAUAAUAAUAGAUUCACAUGAUACAAUCGUGUGACAAGUAAUCAAAUCGCAAAGCGACAUUAUUGUGCAACAUUGUAAAUAAAGAAAUAAAAUUUUUAAUAAAUAAGAAAAGCUUCCAUUUUGUCAACGUAUGGAAGCUAUAAUUUUGAAAGGUUUCCCAAAAAGUGGCACCUAGAAAAUUCUUCGGAAUUCCGAUAUUAAUCUUUCCGGAUAUCAAUAUCGCAGAAUCCAAAAGAAAUUUCAGAAGUCACUUUCAAGAAAAUCUUUCCAAAUGGGUUGUACUAUUGCAUUAGAACUUAAAUUGUAAGAUUUUUAAGAAUUGUAAAUAAAAAAAAAAGAAAUGCGCACUGAAGAUGGAAAAAUUGGCAUAUACGUAAAAUCGUAUAUAUAUAUAAGGGUGUAAAAGAAGAAAAAAAAGAUUUCUAAUCUCUAGGGUUAUAAGUCGAGGCCAACGGAAGUAAAAUAUUUCAAAAAGUAUUUUUCAGACUUUGAAUAUAUCCGUCGCAAUAUAAUUGUUGAAAAAACGUCGAGAAAAAUAUCAACCUUGGUGGCACAAGUGCAGUACUAAAUACAUAAAAAAUACAAUUUACAUGUUACUUUCAAUCAUUUGUUUCUUUGAAACUUGAACACUCAUUUUAUUCAUUUUUACGAGGAAAUUCCUCGUAAAUUUUUUUUUACUUUACAAACCGCUAUUUUUCUAUUCUUAAAUUAACA